AUGCCACCGCCAUCACCAUCAUCCCUCCCAAAGUACGUCUACAAAAUCCUCUCAGAAGCGCCUCCAGAUCCACUGCCAGUCAGCCUACCGCUCUCUGCUAUUGAUGCCCAAGACGGCUUCAUACAUCUUUCCACCGCCGCACAGACGCCUGCUACUGCUGAUCGCUUCUUCUCUGCGAACAAGAAGCUGUGGGUGCUUAGGAUACCUCUGAAGCAGAUUGAGAGCAACGUGAAAUGGGAAGAGGCGAAGAGCGGCUGCUUUGCCCAUCUUUAUGGAGCGGACCUAGGGCAAAUGGAGAUUGAAGACACGAAGGCGUUCACGAGAGGUGAAAGCGAUGAUUGGACUGCCAUUCUCGAGAAGGAUGAAUGGCUGUCUUGA
Molecule: messenger RNA, 378 nt
Organism: Letharia lupina
Lineage: Eukaryota; Fungi; Ascomycota; Lecanoromycetes; Lecanorales; Parmeliaceae
Exons: 1
Coding region: 1-378 (125 amino acids)
Source: RefSeq, a predicted model, not a curated record